GUGGCUAUAUCUGGUGACGUCAUUUUUAACCGACAGCAAAAACAGAUCGUGCUCGGAGCAUAGGAUCUGGUGUAUUCAACAUACCUGUGGAGGAUGAACUUAACACCUGGCUGGCUGCUCCUUCUAUCCAUCUUCUGUGUUGGGGUCCGGUCGGUGCCUAUAGAUCGCAAUGUAGGCCAAGAGGCAGCUAAAGAGGAGGCGCAAGAGGAGAAUGGGGACACUGGCCUGUACUAUGACAGGUAUCUCAGAGAGGUGAUCGAGGUUUUGGAGACAGACCCUCACUUCAGAGAGAAACUGCAAACAGCAAACACAGAGGACAUCAAGAAUGGUCGUCUCAGUAAAGAGUUGGAUCUGGUCAGUCACCAUGUCCGGACUCGCCUGGACGAGCUGAAGCGGCAGGAGGUUUCUCGCCUCAGGAUGCUGCUCAAGGCCAAACUGGACAGCACCAACAUUCAGACUCUGCAGAUGGACCAUGCCUCUCUGCUGAAGCAGUUUGAACAUCUGGAUCACCACAACCAAAACUUUGAAGCCAAAGACCUGGAGCUGCUCAUUUCAACAGCCACCAAAGACUUGGAGAACUACGACGCCGAGAGGCACGAGGAGUUCAAACGCUACGAGAUGCUGAAAGAGCACGAGAGACGGGAGUACCUGAAGGGCCUGGACCAGGAGAAGAGGGAGAAGGAGGAGAAGAGGCUGCAGGAACUCAAGGAGAAACACAGCCAGCAUCCCAAAGUCAACGCUCCGGGUAGUGUUAAUCAGCUGCGGGAGGUUUGGGAGGAAACCGAUGGACUGGAUCCUCAGGAGUUCAACCCGAAAACAUUUUUUAAACUGCAUGAUACAAAUGAAGAUGGUGUUUUAGAUGAGCAGGAGUUGGAGGCUCUCUUCACUAAAGAGCUGGAGAAGGUCUACGACCCCAAGAAUGAGGAAGACGACAUGAUGGAGAUGGAGGAAGAAAGACUGAGGAUGAGGGAGCAUGUCAUGAAGAAUGUGGAUACAAAUCAGGACCGCCUCGUCAGCUUGGAAGAGUUCCUCAAAUCCACAGAGAAGAGGGAGUUCAAUAAUCCCAAAGAGUGGGAGACACUGGAAACCAAGCCGGCGUACACGGAGGAGGAGCUCCAGCGGUUUGAGGUGGAGCUCAGAGACAAAGAGGAGGAGCUUAAGAGGAGGGCGGAGACUCUGCAUCAGGAGCAGGAACUGCUGAAGGAGAGAGGGAAAGCCCUGGAGGCCCAGAAGAAGGAGUACCAGCAGGCAGUGUUAGAGAUGUCACAGAGACAGAAGGAUCAGCAGGCAGCAGAAGUGCAGCCCCCUGCUGGUCCGAACGGAGAACUUCAAUUUAAACCAGAUACAAAUAAAGAGGAGGAUAAAGAACCCGCUGGGCAGAAAGUCCCAGCUGCACCUGAAGCAGAAGUCCAGAAUAACCUGCCAGCAGAACCUCCACAGAAUCUGCCUAUACACACUUAAUGCAGCACGCUCCAACAGCCUCAACACACACACACACCCACACACACACACACACUCUCUCUCAAAGGCUCACACACUGAUUGCACUGACACAUUUGUCCAGAUGGCUGCUAAUGAGUGGAAUAUGUGAACUGUAUGUAUAAACUCAGACAGACGUGACUCAUGAAUCAUGACAUAUUAUGCUGUGUUUUCGUCAGAUUAAAGACAAGAGAUGUGGAUAUCAUUACACUUAUUCCCAGAAAAUCUACAGUUUCAGGGAAAUCUUCAUUUCUGCCGGGUAUUUCAGUGUACAAUCAUUAACAUCUCAAUAAAGUCAUAAUUGGAAACCACUAA
Molecule: messenger RNA, 1793 nt
Organism: Labrus bergylta (ballan wrasse)
Lineage: Eukaryota; Metazoa; Chordata; Actinopteri; Labriformes; Labridae
Gene: nucb1
Product: nucleobindin 1
Cellular component (GO): endoplasmic reticulum-Golgi intermediate compartment; extracellular exosome
Molecular function (GO): calcium ion binding
Source: RefSeq, a predicted model, not a curated record